Rhopilema esculentum is the source of this 1944-nucleotide messenger RNA. RefSeq names its product serine/threonine-protein kinase ULK3. Lineage: Eukaryota; Metazoa; Cnidaria; Scyphozoa; Rhizostomeae; Rhizostomatidae. The record is from RefSeq and is a predicted model, not a curated record. Gene Ontology annotation, biological process: autophagy of mitochondrion; regulation of autophagy; peptidyl-serine phosphorylation. Gene Ontology annotation, cellular component: phagophore assembly site; cytoplasm; phagophore assembly site membrane. Gene Ontology annotation, molecular function: ATP binding; protein serine/threonine kinase activity.
UACCUCCUUUUAGGAUUUCGAAACUUUGUUUUCUGUUCGGUCAUGGCUGCAAGUCCAAGCAGGUCUUCUUCGAGUUUUUACAGGCAGCUUAGUCCGUAUGGCCCUCCACGAAUGACAGAUUUUGUACUGAGUGAGAAACUGGGCCAAGGUACGUAUGCAACUGUUUACAAAGGGUAUAGAAAGGGGGACACGCGCGAAGUUGUUGCAGUCAAAUGCAUAGAACGAAAGAGACUUAGCAAAUCAUCCGGUGACAAUCUUGUCCGUGAGAUCGAAAUACUGAAAGGCAUCAAUCAUGAACAUAUAGUUAAGUUAAAAGACUUCCAGUGGAAUAAUGACAAUGUUUUUCUUGUUCUCGAGUACUGCAGUGGUGGCGACCUUUCCAUGUUUUUACGGAGGUAUGUCAGGCUGCCCGAGAGAGUUGCCAGGAAAUUCUUAAGGCAACUUGCCCUUGCAUUACAGUUUAUUCAUGAACAAAAUAUUGCUCACAUGGAUUUAAAGCCACAGAACCUAUUAUUGUAUUCAAAAACAGACCCAAUACUAAAGGUUGGAGAUUUUGGUUUUGCACAACAGCUGUUAGGCAAGGAAGGAAGAGAUAAUCUAAGGGGAAGUCCUCUCUACAUGGCAGUUGAGAUGUUUUGUUCAGAUAGCUAUGAUGCAUCUGUUGACCUAUGGUCUGUUGGAGUUAUUCUUUUUGAGACACUCUUUGGUUAUGCACCAUUUGCUUCACGGACAUACGAGGAGCUUGAAAUGAAAAUAUUGUCUAAGGAUCCUAUAAGAAUUCCUUCAGAUCCACCAAUUUCUCCUCAGUGUAGAGAUCUAAUCACAGGGCUGCUGCAACGAGAUCCAAGUCACAGGUUAUCAUUCAGUAAAUUUUUUAGCCAUGAAUUUGUUGACCUUGCCCAUGCACCCACUGCAGGGUGUCUAGAAAAAGCUAUAAGCAUUGUUACAAAAGCAGUUCAGUUUGACACUCAAGGUGAUUUUGAAGAAGCUGUGAAAUACUACUGUAGUGCAUUGGAUUUUUUCUUGCCAGCUAUUGACUAUGAGAGAGACCAUUCAAAGAAGGAAGCAAUCAGACAGAAAGUGAACCAAUACAUUAAUAGAGCUGAACAAUUAAAACUUUACAAGAAACAGCAACAGAGACAGCCCUUAAGACGACAGCAUUCACUGCAAGGGAAAUUCACAGAUAUACCGGAGAUUGAAGAGGCUUUUAAAGUCAGUCAACGUGCAGAAAGUUUUGAUGAAGAAAAGAAAUUUGGAUUAGCCUUGGAAAAUUAUCAGAAAUCAGUACAACUAUAUCUCAGGAUAGUAACAUCACUUCCACCAGGCCAGAUGCAAGCUCGUAUCUACAAAGAAGUAAAUAAACUGAUGUCUAGAGCAGAAGAACUUGCCACUUAUAAAGAUUUACUUGAAAAUGAAAAUGUUGAAGAUACUUCUGAAGAAAACAAAUUGAAAUGUGUUAUACAGUAAUCAGUUUAGAAAGCCUUCAAUCUUCUAAUUGAAUUUCAAAUAUAUAACAAAGCAGAUUGUUUUGAAAUAGAAAAUGACUAUCGAUACUCUUUGAGUGAAAUUAAUUUUUCUUGUUUAAAUAUACAUUUAUACAAAAUAUACUGCCUUGCUAAAAUAUUCCAGUACUCUUCUUUAAGGUUAAUUAGGGUAUGGGUGUUUUCAUACAUGUUUGAUGCAGACAAUUUCUCAACAUCAGUACUGUGCCCUUUUUCAACACUUUUCUUUCACCUCUCCCCUUGCCACACUGCUUUUUUAACAAAAUACAUUUUUUAUAAAACUCUAUAAAGUCUCUUGCUUUCAUUAUUAAUUUUGUAAUUUGGCAAUAAUGUACCAAGGUAUGAAAUAAAAUGAAUUGAUCUGCUGAAUAUCAUAGGAGGGUUUAUUUUAGAAAAUAUAUAUCAUAGUUUUAUGAUUUAGAAUAAAAACCCAAAUUUAUCA